This is a messenger RNA of Aspergillus heteromorphus CBS 117.55, 944 nucleotides long. RefSeq lists its product as uncharacterized. The coding region runs from base 190 to 699 and encodes 169 amino acids. The record is from RefSeq and is a predicted model, not a curated record. The transcript has a single exon. NCBI's taxonomy places the organism in Eukaryota, Fungi, Ascomycota, Eurotiomycetes, Eurotiales, Aspergillaceae.
ACAGCCCUACCAGGAAGGCCCGUCACCCUCUUCGCCCUCAUCCUCAUCCUCCCUCCAUCCCGUCCAAUCCUCGCCCCCUCCUACCCCCAUUAUCAUCUAUCAUCAUCUAUCCACUCGUUCAGCCUCAAAAGCACCCUCACUCAUUACCAGCCUAUCACUAUCCCGUAUCCCACACAUCCAUCCACAUAUAUGUCCACCUGCAUCCCCGCCACCAACCAACCAUUCCCAGCCUUCUACAUCUACCGCCCUGGGUACACCGUGGUCCCGCUGAUCCCGCUGGAUGAGCUUCCGACCUGGAUCCAAAUCGGCAACUUCGACUGGUCCAACAGCGAGCUCUACGAGUUUAUGCUCCCUGCGAGCUUCACCUGCUUCGAUCGUGUCGGCGAAUACGACGUCAUCUGCCACCACUGCUACGCCGGAGUCGAUAGCUUCCAUCGUAGCGUCUCUGAACGAAGUGAGAGCUCCGCCGCUUCUUCACGUGCCGACGAUCAGCUUUGCCAUCUUCGUGCGCCUCUUGCUGGUGUGGUGGCUGGUCCGUCUGUGGUUGGAGAUCUUUUGAGGGAGGAGACGGGGAAGCUUGCCGAGCUGAGGCAGCCCCCGUUUCAUGCUAGUCUGAACAGUCCUUUUGUCGGCAUGUGCUUUAUUCCCAGUUGGUUGAAAAGGACAUUUUACCCUCGGACGACAGUAGGUGUUGACUGAUCCAGUUGAGGACGUCACCAAGCUGACGAUAAUCAGCUCGUACCUCCGCCACCUGUUUCAGUUCCUCGGCCACCUUCUCCGCCCUUUCGACCGUCCGAUUCGGAGUCUCCGCCGCCGCCGCUCAAUACUCCAACUGUCCAGGCUCCCUCUGCGGUCACUGUUCAGAAUCUGUCUGUGGCUCCUGUCCAGAAAUCGUCUGUGGACUCUUUCCAGAACUCCUCUGUGGACUCUGUCCAGAAUCCCUC